Xenopus laevis (African clawed frog) is the source of this 1338-nucleotide messenger RNA. Its product is annotated as high affinity immunoglobulin gamma Fc receptor I-like. NCBI's taxonomy places the organism in Eukaryota, Metazoa, Chordata, Amphibia, Anura, Pipidae. The record is from RefSeq and is a predicted model, not a curated record. The transcript has 6 exons. Bases 51 to 1079 code for a protein of 342 amino acids.
CAUUUUGUUAAUAAUAAGACAUUGCUCAGUCUGUGCCGGCAGCAAACACCAUGGCAGCCCUCGUACUGAUGCCUUUACUCUUUAUUGGCAUGGACACUGCAGGAGCUGCUGUGAGACCUGAGAUUUCUUUCUCCCCAAACUGGACCCCAAUAUUCACAGGAGAACCUGUAACUCUGACCUGUAAUGUGGCUCCUACUGCCCAAGGGAACCUGGAAUAUUCCUGGUACAGGAAUGGACACUGGAUAUCUGGGGAUCAGCAGAGACUUGAAGGAGUGAUUUAUAAAGGGAAAUACCAGUGCCAGGCUGGUGCCAGUGAGAGAAGUGAAUCUGUUAGACUGGAUGUGAGUUAUGCUUGGCUCAUCCUGCAGGCGCCCCCUGAUGUUCAUGAAGGAGACUCCCUGUCUCUCAGGUGUCACAGUCAGACUCCAUAUUACACAAGGAACACAGUAUUUUACAAGAACAAUAAGAUCAUUGAGUCCCCAGUCAGUGAGUCUGAGUUACACAUAGGAAGAGUGGAUGUUACUGCGUCUGGUACUUACAAGUGUGAAAGUGAAAUAAUUUAUUAUGGAAACACAACUUAUAGAGAUUAUAAAAGAGCCAGUCGUUACAUCUCAGUCUCAGAGCUGUUCAGUACCCCCCAAAUAACUGUGGAUCCAUACCCUUGGACAGAAGGAGAUCACAUGACCAUAACAUGUGACACAAAGCUCAGCCCACACAGAGAGACUACAGAGCUACAGUUUGUUUUCUACAGAAAUGGGCACAAUGUGCAGGGAUUCAGUUUAUCCAACCAAUAUGGAGUCCCCUCAGCUCAGCUGGAGGAUUCUGGGAAAUAUACCUGUGAGGUACAAACUACAACCGGCAGUGUGAGGAAGAAGAGCGGUGUUAUAAAUGUUGAGAUACAGGAUGGAAACCAAACAGGAGCUGUGCAAAAUACAGUGAGACUGGUAUUGUCUGGAGUUAUAUUCAUCAUUAUAUUGUGUCUUCUCUUCUACCACAAAAAGACAAUGGCAGUGACAUAUUCCCAGGAGACAGAGGAGAAUGGAGGAGAGAUCAGGAAUGAGGGAGAAUGUUCUAUAUAAUGGCUGCUAUGUCUGAAUCUUACUUGUAAAGGUUCCGUCUAUGAUGAUAUCAGUGUCCGUCAGGCCAUGAAGAUGUUCCUCACCAAAUACUCACAUGGAAUAGAAACAGGAAUGUUCAUUAUUAUUAUAAUUUCAUUGUUAUUGGUGAUUGGUGAAUGUAUUCACCGGGCAUGGAUUAGCGGCAAAUUUCUUUUCUUUGCACUUUGCCACCUGCGAAUUUUUCUGUGAAACUAUUGCAGAAAUUUGCUACAAAAAAAAG